Messenger RNA from Acanthaster planci (crown-of-thorns starfish), 1194 nucleotides. RefSeq lists its product as uncharacterized. Gene Ontology annotation, molecular function: protein-disulfide reductase activity. NCBI's taxonomy places the organism in Eukaryota, Metazoa, Echinodermata, Asteroidea, Valvatida, Acanthasteridae. The record is from RefSeq and is a predicted model, not a curated record.
CGCGCCACUUACCAACGUUUAGCGCUAGGCCUAGCACUAGUGUAGCAGUAUUGUCUGUGCUGCAAGGUUGCAUGCAUGAGUCAUCGUUUUUCCCCUCCUUCGAAGUUGAAUGCUUGAAUGCGCAGCUAGCUUCUUCCUGGCUCAUUUUUUGGAAGUCUCACCAUCGUAAAAGUAGCUCACUGUUAUAAAAAUGUCUGCAGUAACGCCCAAGGGUGAGGUAGUUGAGAUCCAAAGCAAGGAGGAGUUUGACAAGUAUGUGAACGAGUGCGGAGACACUCUGCUGGUGGUGGAUUUCUAUGCUCAGUGGUGUGGUCCAUGCAAAAUGAUAGGUCCUAAAGUUCAAGAAAUGGCCAAAAGCAACAUGGACGUGAUGUUUAUCAAAGUGGAUGUGGAUGAAGUAUCGGAGGUAACUGAAGCUUGCGGUAUAUCUGCCAUGCCAACUUUCUUCUUUUACAAGAAUGGAAAGAAAGAGCACAGCGUUACAGGGGCUUCAGAAGCAAAGCUGGCUGCUGCCAUCACAAAGUACAAGUAACUACAGGCAGACAGAGACAGUUGGGUAGCCAAGAUAAUGGGAUUUACGGCUUGCCUGGUUGUUACGUGUACGCCUUUUCCCCCGAUGAUGUCAUUUUUUAUCACCUCCUUCUUUCCUAGCUAUUAAACCUGUAAACAAAGACAAAUCUCUCCCAUUUUGUUUAUGAAGUUUAUUUGAAAUUUUGAAAAAUUCCAAAUUGUCUUUUUAAAAACACAUUCAAGAUAUUGGCAGACUUUCUAUCUAAUUGCUUUGUUUUAUUAUUUUUUGUUCCUUUUGUUGUCCAAAAGCACAACUGAGCAGUAAUGCUGAGAAUUUUAGUUCCAUUCUCUCAGUACCAUUGUAAAUUUACAACCUGCAUGUUAAUUAUGCAUUGUCUAUUUUAUAAACACAUACAUGUGCUUUUCACUGUUUAGCAUUGAAGUAUGGCAUAUUGUACAGUUGUAUGUACUUCUGGGUUCAUCUUGGGGGAGGUGACCACACCCCUGUGUAGUUAAUUUCUAUGAAUGAUAACAAUUAGGUGCACAUUCGUGAAUUGGAAGCAGUACCUGAAGUUUUUUUGUAGCUCUUGUGUGCAAUGGGUACUCUUUCUGAAUAACAACAUUGACUUCAGGGUCAUGAAAUUGGAUAUGUCUUUUGAAAUAAAAUUUUGAUGCUGGAGAGAA